AUGACGGAAAGCACCGACGUAUUCGGGAAAGAUGGCUGCGUCGAUAUCCUCGAAAAUGAUUUUCUCGCCCGUUACCCUCUAUUCUCUCGACGCCUUGACUUUUUCCAAAGCCAACAACGCAACGGACAACUCUUCACGGACUUCCUGGCCAACCUCAAGGAGCUAUCGAAACUCGCCGACCUCGAUAAACUGUCCGUCGAAGAGAUGUUCGUCUUCUGCGCGCUUCGCGGUACCACGGAUACGUCUCUUCUCGACGACUUCUUAGAGCUGCAAAAUAAAUCGUUGAAAGAUAUUGAAAAUGCCGCCAAUAUCUACGAAAGCAAACUGGUUUCACGAUCGAAACUGAACGGACCGCCGAAGGAUAACGUGAUGAGAAUCUCUACUUCAAAUCAACGCCGCUACACAAAACAAAAACCGAGACAAGAUUUCAAGCCAGAGCCCGCCCAAUCCAAAACCCAACUCAAGCGUCCAACAACCGUUCGUGAGAUGAAAGAGCGCGGACUUUGCACCAGAUGUGGCAAAAGCGGCCACCUCCCCAUCGAUUGUUCGUACGAAAAAGGCGUUGUCUGCAACCACUGCGGGAUAAAAGGUCACAUCGCUCCCGCAUGCAUGGGUCGUGGACGAGUCAACGCCAUCAACGAAAGGGACGCAUCUCCUUCCGCCAACUCCUCCUUCUCCGAUUGA
This is a messenger RNA of Paramuricea clavata, 684 nucleotides long. The record is from the annotation of a GenBank genome assembly. Lineage: Eukaryota; Metazoa; Cnidaria; Anthozoa; Malacalcyonacea; Plexauridae.